AUGCGCGAAGUCAUCUCGGUUCACGUUGGACAGGCCGGUGUCCAGAUUGGUAAUUCCUGCUGGGAGCUGUACUGCCUCGAGCACGGUCUCCUGCCCGACGGCAGGCCCAACCCCGAGGCCCAGCUCUCGUCGGACGACUCGCUGUCGACCUUCUUCUAUGAGACUGGCAACGGCAAGCGCGUCCCGCGCACCGUGUUUGUUGACCUGGAGCCCACCGUCGUCGACGAGGUCCGCAACGGCAAGUACAAGGAUUUGUACCACCCCGAGCAGCUGAUCAGCGGCAAGGAGGACGCUGCCAACAACUACGCCCGCGGCCACUACACCGUUGGUAAGGAGCACAUUGACCGCACCCUCGACCAGGUGCGCAAGCUCGCCGACAAGUGCGACGGCCUCCAGGGCUUCCUGGUGUUCCACUCGUUCGGUGGUGGAACGGGUUCGGGCUUCGGCGCCCUGCUGCUUGAGCGUCUGUCGGUCGACUACGGCAAGAAGUCCAAGCUCGAGUUCACCGUGUAUCCGGCUCCCAAGAUCGCCAACGCCGUUGUCGAGCCGUACAACUCGAUCCUGACCACGCACACCACCCUCGAGCACGCCGACUGCUCGUUCAUGGUUGACAACGAGGCCAUCUACGACAUCUGCCAGCGCAACCUCGGCAUUGCCCGCCCCACGUUCGGCAACCUCAACCGCCUCAUCGCCCAGAUUGUGUCGUCGAUCACGGCUUCGCUGCGUUUCCAGGGCUCGCUUAACGUUGAUCUGACCGAGUUCCAGACCAACCUGGUCCCGUACCCGCGCAUCCACUUCCCGCUGGUCACCUACGCCCCGAUCACCUCGGCCGUCAAGGCGCAGCACGAGUCGAUGACCGUGUCGGAGAUCACCACGGCGUGCUUCGAGCCCAGCAACCAGAUGGUCAAGUGCGACCCGCGCAACGGCAAGUACAUGGCGUGCUGCCUGCUGUACCGUGGCGAUGUCGCCCCGAAGGAGACCAACAGCGUCAUCGCGUCGCUGAAGACCAAGAAGACCAUCACCUUUGUCGACUGGUGCCCGACCGGCUUCAAGGUCGGCAUCAACAAGCAGCCGCCCUACUGCGUGCCCGACGGCGAUCUGGCCAAGGUCGACCGCGCUGUGUGCCUGCUCAGCAACACCACCGCCAUCGCCGAGGCCUGGGCUCGUCUGGACCACAAGUUCGACCUCAUGUACGCCAAGCGUGCCUUCGUCCACUGGUACGUCGGUGAGGGUAUGGAGGAGGGUGAGUUCUCCGAGGCCCGUGAGGAUCUGGCUGCCCUCGAGAAGGACUACGAGGAGGUCGGCAUGGACUCGGACGACGUCGCCAUGGACGAGGGUGCCGAGUACUAA
Molecule: messenger RNA, 1350 nt
Organism: Linderina pennispora
Lineage: Eukaryota; Fungi; Kickxellomycota; Kickxellomycetes; Kickxellales; Kickxellaceae
Product: tubulin alpha chain, testis-specific-like protein
Exons: 1
Coding region: 1-1350 (449 amino acids)
Biological process (GO): mitotic cell cycle; nuclear migration by microtubule mediated pushing forces; microtubule cytoskeleton organization
Cellular component (GO): cytoplasm; microtubule; spindle
Molecular function (GO): structural constituent of cytoskeleton; GTP binding
Source: RefSeq, a predicted model, not a curated record